UGUUGCUAUUUUACACAAUGGCACCUAAUCCUACUUCAGACUGGAUUCUACUCCAUGAUCGCUUUUACAGAAAGCAGGAAAUCUACUCGCUCUCAUGGAAGCAAACCGACCUUUCAAAAUUUAUGAUUGCCAGUGCUCAAUUCGGAGGUCCCAUAGCCAUGAUUCGAGACGACAAGAAGGUUCUUCUUCUUCAGAAACAGCAGCCUAUCAAACCAACGAUAUAUAUCUACAGCUCUGCUGGUAUUCUUAUUGAGCAAAUCUUGUGGGACAAGGGACGGAUUGUUUCAUUGGGAUGGACCGAUCAAGAACAGUUGGUAGUAGUAACAGAGGAUGGCUCUGUCAAAUUAUACCCUCUCUAUGGCACGAAUACACAAUUCACUCUUGGAAAGGAUGCAAAAGAGUUUGGUAUCAUUGACUGUCAGAUAUGGGGAACUGGAUUAGUGGCAAUGACUGGAAAUUAUCAACUCAUCUCAGUCACCAACUUUGAUGAACCUCGACCCAAGCCAAUGGCAGAUACUGGGUUGAUUGAGCCUCCUCACAGUUGGGCUGUUAUUCCCCCUCAAUAUACCCUCAGUAGACAUGUUGAAGUGCUGAUUGCGACUGGAGCAACUGUUUUGGUUGUGGACAGUAAGGAGUCCCAAGAUCAGCUUCUUCAACAAGGUCCUUUCACCAAGAUGGAGGUUUCUCCUAAUGGAAAGUUCCUGGCCCUUUUUACUGUGGAUGGUAAACUGUGGGUUGUUUCGACUGACUUUCAAAAGAACCUGUCGGAAUACUUGACAAAGUCAAAAAUACCCCCUCAGCAACUUGUCUGGUGUGGAACAGAUUCAGUGGUAUUGUAUUGGGACAAGAUUGUAUUGAUGGUUGGUCCGUUUGGUGACUGGAUUAAAUUCACCUAUGAUGAUCCGAUUUACUUGGCUGCUGAAGUUGAUGGUAUACGUAUCAUAAGCAAUGAAAAGUGUGAACUAUUACAAAAAGUACCAGCUGCUACUGAAGAAAUUUUCAAAAUUGGUUCAACUUCUCCUGCUGCCAUGCUGUAUGAUGCUCUUGAUCAUUACGAGCGCAAGAGUCCAAAGGCAGAUGAAAAUAUCCGUAGUAUCAAGGCAGAUUUGAUUGACGCGGUUGAUUGCUGUGUGGAAGCUGCCGGCUUUGAGUUUCAUCAUCAUUACCAACGCUCUCUUUUAAAGGCGGCAUCAUUUGGUAAAUGUUUCCUUGACCACUAUAAUGCAGACCGAUUUGUGGACAUGGCACAAACAAUAAGAGUGCUUAAUGCAGUGCGAUUCUAUGAUAUCGGCAUUCCUCUUACUUAUGCACAAUAUAAGCGCUUGACCCCGGAAGCUCUAGUCGAUCGACUUGUUCAGCGAAAUCAUCAUUUGCUAGCAUAUCGUAUUGCCGAAUAUCUACACGUCAGAACAGACAAGGUCUUGAUUCACUGGGCAUGUGCAAAGAUCAAAUCUUCGUCUGAUGAUGAUGACACUUUGUGCCGGACAAUCGUUGAUAAACUUGCCAAGAAACCUGGAUUGUCCUACGCAGAGAUUGCAACAACCGCUUAUAACUCAGGGCAGACACGAUUGGCCACCAAGUUAUUAGAUUAUGAGUCCAGAGCUGCCGACCAAGUCCAACUGCUGAUGUCUAUGGAAGAAGAUGAGACUGCACUCAUAAAAGCCAUUGAGAGUGGAGAUACUGAUAUGGUUUAUUUGGUUAUCUUCCACCUGAAACGAAAGCUUCCUUUGGGCGAAUUCUUCCGUGCAAUUAAUAACAAGCCAUUGGCAUGUAACCUUUUGGAGGUUUAUUGUAAAGAGCAAGACAAAGAACUCCUCAAGGACUUUUAUUACCAAGAUGACCGAAGGAUAGAGAGUGCGAAUGUGAUACUCUCGGAAGGCUUUGAUAUGGACGUUGCUACUGAAAGGAUUAGCAAGCUAAAGGUAGCUGGUAAGACAUAUCAUGAAGAUCGUGAACAUGUAUUUGAAGCCAAGUCUGUUGAUGAGGCUGUAAAACUGCUUCAAUUCCAGGUUCAGCUCGAAAAGGAUACCAACCAACCUUUUACUGGACUUUCUGUAAGCGAGACCAUAUACAAAUGUACCGUUCUUGGUCAACACGCAAAGGCAACCAAGAUUAGGGGAGACUUCAAAGUGCCAGACAAGAGAUUCUGGUGGGUGAAGCUUCGGGCAUUGGUGGAAGUGAGGGAUUGGGAAAAUCUCGAGAAACUUGCGAAAAGCAAGUCUCCUAUCGGAUACGAGCCAUUUGUUGAGGAGUGUAUCAAAGCCAAGCAAUACCAAGAAGCGUCAAAGUAUAUCUUAAAAUGUGAUCCUCCAGUGCGUCCCAUGCUGUUUAUAAAGAUUGGAGCAUUUAAGGAAGCAGGAGAACAGGCGUUCCUGAACAAGGAUAUGGAGGGGCUAAGGCAAGUGCGAGCCAAAUGUACAAAUCAUAUCGUUGCUCAGGAGCUAGAUUCCUUACUUGCACAACUUAACGCAAAAUAAAAAAAUAAAAGAGAGAUGAUGACUUGU
This is a messenger RNA of Phycomyces blakesleeanus NRRL 1555(-), 2504 nucleotides long. RefSeq lists its product as hypothetical. The transcript is spliced from 20 exons. Gene Ontology annotation, molecular function: actin binding. Bases 18 to 2477 code for a protein of 819 amino acids. Lineage: Eukaryota; Fungi; Mucoromycota; Mucoromycetes; Mucorales; Phycomycetaceae. Gene Ontology annotation, cellular component: endosome; HOPS complex; lysosomal membrane. The record is from RefSeq and is a predicted model, not a curated record. Gene Ontology annotation, biological process: intracellular protein transport; endosomal transport; vacuole fusion, non-autophagic.